Beauveria bassiana ARSEF 2860 is the source of this 1689-nucleotide messenger RNA. RefSeq names its product peptidase family S58. Lineage: Eukaryota; Fungi; Ascomycota; Sordariomycetes; Hypocreales; Cordycipitaceae. Gene Ontology annotation, molecular function: aminopeptidase activity. The record is from RefSeq and is a predicted model, not a curated record. Bases 1 to 1689 code for a protein of 562 amino acids. The transcript is spliced from 3 exons.
AUGCCGUCCUUUAAAUUCGUUUUCGCCGCUGCCGCCUUGCUGGUGGCCGCCAACGCCAAGACUGUCAAGAUCAUGGCUACAAAGGACAAUCGAUUCGACCCUGAUUCGAUUACUGCCAAAAAGGGUGACAUUCUCGAAUUCCAUUUCAAAGGACCCAAGCACAGCGUUGUCUCUGGGGACUACCACAACCCCUGCGCUCCUCUCCAGAUAGGAACUGGCUUCUUCUCCGGCUUCCUCAGUGGCUCCAGUGGCAAGGUUUUCCGCGUCGAGCUUGACAAUACCGAUGCCAUGAUUUUCUAUUCCUCCCAAGGAAACGCGUGCGCCUCUGGCAUGGUGGGAAUCGUCAACCCGAGCAAGGACAAGUCUCUGCAGGACUACAAGAGCCGGGCUAGCAAGCUUUCUGAGGGAGUUUCUCCUGGUCAUACUGCUUUCGGUGGUGAACUGUCGGAAAAAGGCAGCUCCCAUGACGACAGCAAAAGCGACGACAAGGACGCUCAGGGCGGCAAGAAGAGCGGCGACAAGCCUGGUCAGGACGAUAAAAAGAGCGACAACAAGUCUUCUCAGGACAUUAUAAGUAGCCGCAAAUACUGCAAGAAGAAUUUGGCUGGAGUCCGCGUCCACACACAGUCUAUCCAUUCAGAUGAUGGAAAUGUGAAUACGGGAGUCACUACAAUCAUUCCGCGUGCCGAAUGGUUCAACAAGGCUUGCCACGCAGGCGUCUUCCGGUUCAAUGGCUCUGGAGAGAUGACGGGCACGCAUUGGAUAGAGGAAACGGGUCUUCUUCAUUCGCCCAUUAUCCUCACCAACAGCUUCGCCGUAGGUCAGGCAUACACUGGAAUCUACCAGUACGCAUUGAAAAACUAUACUGGAGAUGAGGGUGAGGUUGGCUGGUUUCUCCUCCCCGUUGUCGGCGAGACAUUCGAUGGCUACCUCAACGACUUGGGUGUCUUUGCCGUGACGCCUGAGCACAUUGUCAAGGGCUUGGAAAACGCCAGCAGCGAUGCGGUGAGAGAGGGGAAUACGGGCGGUGGUACCGGGAUGAUCUGUCAAGGUUUCAAGGGCGGCACCGGUACCAGCAGCCGCGUUGUCCCUGCGGCGGACGAGGGCAAGACUUAUACGGUGGCAGCCCUGGUGCAAGCAAACUACGGUCGCCAGCACCAUCUUCGCAUUUCGGGCGUUCCUGUAGGACGCAUCCUGGCAGAAGAGACGGCCAAAAAGGCUGCCGAAGCCGGAACGGAGGUGCCCAAGAACGAGGCCGACGCGUCAAAGGAAACCAAGGACGGCUCCAUCAUCAUCAUCCUUGCGACGGACGCACCGCUGCACCCGACUCAGCUUCAGCGCCUCGCGAAGCGCGCUACUGUUGGCCUGGCACGGGUGGGAGGAUACGGGCACAACCCGUCUGGCGACAUAUUCAUGGCCUUUUCGACGGCAAACGAGAUGGCGGUGCAGACUGUAAACUCCAACGUGCGCAAGGUUGACCCUUUCAAGCUGGGUUCGCACAGCAUCGAGACUGCCGAUGACCAGACGAUCAAUGCUCUGUUUGAGGCGACAGCUGACGCAACCGAGGAAGCUAUCUAUAAUGCGCUCUGCAUGGCUGAGACAAUGGUUGGCAAUAGAGGUCAUUGCAUCGAGGCUUUACCUCUGGACAAGCUAAAGGAGAUUAUGGACAGGUAUCACUACUCGGGAUAG